AUGCGUAAAGGCUUAGUUUUGGAUAAAUAUACGUACCCUCUUGUUCUUAACGCAUGUGUACAGUUACGUGAGCUCAGACAUGGCAGAUCGGUUCAUUCCCAUGCGAUAAAAACUGGGUUUGCGUUGGAUUUGUAUGUGAUGAACAAUUUGAUUCGUCUGUAUGGUGUUUGUGGGUGUGUUGGGAGUGUUAGGAAGGUGUUCGAUAGAAGUCCUGAGAGAGAUUUGGUAUCUUGGACUACUUUGAUUCAGGGGUAUGUGGACAACGGGCAUUUGAAGGAAGGAGUUGAGUUGUUCUUUGAAAUGAUUGAACAUGGAUUAAGGGCUGACGAAAGGAUGAUGGUCGUUGUGAUAUCUAGUUGUGCUAAAUUAGGGGAUUUGAGAUUGGGCCAGAAGUUACACAAAUAUGUGCAGGGUCAUAAGUUAAAUUUUGAUGUGUUUCUUGGGAAUGCAUUGGUGGAUAUGUACAUAAAAUGUGGUGAAACCGAUAUUGCUCUUAAUGUUUUCCGAGAGAUGCCAACGAGAAAUGUGAUCUCUUGGAAUACAUUAAUAUCUGGAUUGGCUCAGAGAAGGGAGUUUAAACAGGCCUUGAGUGCAUUUAAUGAAAUGCAGGAUCAAGGAGUAAAGCCUGAUGAGAACACUUUAGUUGGUGUUCUGAAUUCCUGCAGCAAUUUAGGGGCACUAGAAGUUGGGAAAUGGGUGCACACAUAUAUAGACCGAAAUCAGAUUCAAGUAGCAGGGUAUGUUGGCAACGCGCUUGUAGAUAUGUAUGCAAAGAGUGGAAGCAUGGACGACGCCCUUAGAGUUUUCGGAAGUAUGAAUACUAAAGAUGUUUAUUCAUACACAUCUGUGAUAGUUGGGUUGGCCACACAUGGUAAGGCGCGGAUAGCACUUAAUUUCUUCUAUAAGAUGCUCGCAAUUGGCAUACAACCAAAUGGGGUCACUUUCGUGGGUGUUCUCACAGCUUGUAGUCACGGAGGAUUGGUGGAAGAGGGCCAUAAGCUUUUUGCAGAUAUGUGGAGAGUGCACAAAUUAACACCUCAAAUAGAGCAUUAUGGCUGUAUGGUUGAUCUGUUGAGUCGUGCAGGGUUGGUAGAUGAAGCAGUAGAGUUCGUGGAAAACAUGCCAAUUGAACCGGAUGCUUCUAUUUGGGGAUCAGUAUUAGCAGCAUGCAGGAUCCAAGGAAGAGUUGAACUCGCUGAGCAUGUGACUGAAAAACUUGUCAAUAUAGAGUCUGAAAAAGACGGUACAUACAUACUGAUGUCAAACACAUAUGCUUCAGUCAGUAAAUGGAGAGACGCUUUAAAAGUAAGAAGGGCAAUGAAGAAACGGAAAAUAAAGAAAGUUCCGGGAUGUAGCUCCAUUGAACUUGAUGGCGUGGUUUCUGAAUUUAGGAAGGGUGACAAAGCGCAUCCAAGAAGUAAAGACAUAUAUGCGACAGUUGAGCAACUGAAACUUCAUUCAAUUGGUACAGAGGCCUUCUCAAACGGAAAUGAGCCCCUCAUAGUUUGA
Molecule: messenger RNA, 1509 nt
Organism: Nicotiana tabacum (common tobacco)
Lineage: Eukaryota; Viridiplantae; Streptophyta; Magnoliopsida; Solanales; Solanaceae
Product: pentatricopeptide repeat-containing protein At1g08070, chloroplastic-like
Biological process (GO): RNA modification
Molecular function (GO): protein binding; RNA binding
Source: RefSeq, a predicted model, not a curated record